This is a messenger RNA of Elaeis guineensis (African oil palm), 1357 nucleotides long. Lineage: Eukaryota; Viridiplantae; Streptophyta; Magnoliopsida; Arecales; Arecaceae. The record is from RefSeq and is a predicted model, not a curated record.
UAUCUCCCUCUCCAAUCUCACGCCACCGCCGUCUCCUCUCGCCUCCCAUCGUCUCCGGCGACCCAAAACCUCAUCUUCUGUGGCCUUCCCUUUCUCCAAACCCUGAUUUGGAUUGCUCUCGUCGGAUCUUGAAUUCCCGUGAUGGGGGAGGAAGCUGAAGAUAAAGACUUCGGCCGCCUCGCCACCGAGGACGGCGGCGACGGAGACGAGGAACGGGUCCUCGAGUGGGAGAUCGGGCUCCCCAGCGCCGAGGAUCUCACUCCGUUGUCCCAGUCUCUUAUCUCGCCAGAGCUCGCCUCCGCCUUUAGUAUCAAGCCGGAGCCACCAAGAACCCUGCUCGACGUCCACCGCGCCUCCCAGCAUACCGUCUCCAACCUCGGUCGCCACGCCCCGUCGUCGUCUUCCUCCCCCUCUGCCCUCCGAUCCUUCAAACCCUUCCGCUCCUCCGCCGAUGACCCCAUGGUUCUUGAAGGCGACGAUCCUGCCGGCAAGGACGGCGCUGGCGAGUCCUCACGCAAGGUCCCCCGGUCGGAUGCCUCCCCAUCCGGCAGCACCGUCGCCGCCGCCGGCGGAUCCAUGGAGGAGGCCUACUCCUCCGCUCCACAGCCGGAGAACUCCAACGACGAUCACUCUGCCAGAACUCUGAAGCGGCCCCGCCUCGUUUGGACCCCGCAGCUCCACAAGAGGUUCGUUGAUGUCGUCGCCCAUCUUGGCAUCCAGAACGCCGUGCCGAAGACCAUCAUGCAGCUGAUGAACGUGGAGGGGCUGACGAGGGAGAACGUCGCGAGCCAUCUCCAAAAGUAUCGCCUUUAUCUCAAGAGGAUGCAGGGGCUUCCGGACGACGGGCCGUCGCCCUCCGAUAAUCCGUUUGUCUCUAAGCCAAUGCCGCAGAGCUUGCACGAGCAUCCGAUGCCGGUACCCAUGCCCUAUGCGGUGCCGGCGAUGAUCCCAAUGCCCGUAUUUGGCAUGCCUCACCCCCAAGGCCAUGGAGGUCCUGCGGGGAUGGUGCCGGUCAGUAACCACCAGAGUAAUGGAGCGUAUCAUGGAUUCGAGUCACACCAUCCUUAUGGAGCUUUCAGGGAGUAGCGCAAGGAUUGGUCCGGUGGUAACAAGUUUGGCUCCAUUGUUUCGUAUCCUCAUGUUACGCCUAAUGAUAAAUAACAAAGAAAUAAAAAGAAUUGUUGACUAAAUUUCUCCAGAGAGGGAUGACGGCAUGAUGCUCUGCCUUGUUAUGUUCUGUUGUGUGGUGAGCUCAUUCUCCUGAUACUUUAACCAAUUUGGUCUUGCAUUAAUAUGUGUAGUGCUUGGUUUUAGGAACUUAUCUUGAGGUACUUUGUUAAUUCUGAACUCAAUUUAU